This is a messenger RNA of Papaver somniferum (opium poppy), 1213 nucleotides long. RefSeq names its product J domain-containing protein spf31-like. Lineage: Eukaryota; Viridiplantae; Streptophyta; Magnoliopsida; Ranunculales; Papaveraceae. The transcript is spliced from 9 exons. Bases 161 to 907 code for a protein of 248 amino acids. The record is from RefSeq and is a predicted model, not a curated record.
CCCCGAUGAUUGCCAUAGGUAAGAAAGUAGAAACGUAAGAGACUCUAGAAGGGAAAAAACGAGGGUUCGUCAAAUUCACGUCUAUCUGAAUUGUUCAGCCUCUGCGAAAAUCAAAUAGCUUCACAGAGAGAUAUAGAAUAGAAAGUUCCAGCAAUUCAGGAUGGGUGAGAGCAGCAGUAGCAUAGAGGAUGAUUUGCUUCUCAAAAAUUUCUUCGCUGAAGUUAGCGAAGUUGAGAGGGAUAACGAAGUUCUCAGGAUUCUUGGAUGCUUCAAGUUAAACGCAUUUGAGUUUCUUAAUCUACCUUUUGAUUCAUCACCAGAUGAAGUGAAGAGACAGUACAGAAAGUUGUCCUUGCUGGUUCAUCCUGAUAAGUGUAAGCAUCCACAAGCGAAGGAAGCGUUUUCAGCAUUGGCAAAAGCACAGCAAUUAUUACUUGAUCCAGAAGAAAGGGAAUAUCUUCUUAGUCAAAUUAAUUCAGCAAAAGAAGAACUCAGGGUAAAGAGGAAGAAACAGCUGAAGAAAGACAAUGCUUCUAAGAUCAAGUCACAGGUCGAUGAGGGAAAAUAUGAGCACCAAUUUGAGCAAUCCGAUGAGUUCCAGCAGCAGUUGAAGCUGAAGGUACGGGAAUUAUUAACAGAGCAAGAAUGGCGUCGGAGGAAAAUGCAAAUGAGGAUAUCUGAAGAAGAAGGAAGAUUGAAAAAGGAUGAGGAAGAAACAAAAGAGAUGUGGAAAAGGAAGCGUGAGCAUGAAGAACAGUGGGAAGGGACUAGAGAGAAAAGGGUUUCCAGCUGGAGAGAUUUCAUGAAAACGGGAAAGAAGGCUAAGAAAGGGGAAACUAAACCGCCGAAACUGAAAACCGAAGACCCCAACAAAUCUUAUGUUCAAAGACCUGUGAAGCGCGGCUGAAGUUAAGAUGUUCUGUUGUUUGGCUGGCUCUAACAUUGCCUCUGCGGCCUACCAAAAUGUGGCUUCGGGAUCCCACAUUUCGAGGUCCUAAACAUUUCUUUUAGUCAAAUGUCAUUUGUUUACACAUGUCAACGGAGAGGGUCUCAGAAUUGAACUUCGGACGGCUCCUCUCUUACUAUGUAGAUUUAAAAGAUGUGGCAGAGAUUCAAGGUUUCAAACUAAUAUAUAACUUUAACAAAUUAUAAUUUUUUGUAAGGAUUGUUAUCCAUAAAGCUUCUCCUUAUAAUCAGUUAUUGGGUCAUCUCA